CGUAGGAAACGGAUGUUUUACACCCUCAGAACGAUUUUACGUCUGCCACAGUUUAUUACGACUUUAUUACUGUGUAGACACGCCUCUGUCCCACUGUCCCUUAGACUAAGUUACCCGUUACCCCUUUAACUUCUGUCUACUGUCAGGUUUUGUGUCUCUUGGUAGGCCCAACCUUCGAGUUAAAGAACGUUAGAUUUCGAUUAAAAUUCCUCGUUUAAUCAGUUUUGAUACAGCAGUCAAAUGGCAUUCCCAGGAUAUGGUGCACCACAAGGCGGAUUUCCAGGAAUGCAGCAAGAUCCGCUGUUUGGAUAUUUUUCAGCUGUUGCUGGACAGGAUGGACAGAUCUCAGCAGAUGAGCUGCAGCGCUGCCUCACACAUUCGGGCAUCUCUGGCUCAUACCAACCCUUCAGCCUGGAUACAUGCAAACUGAUGAUCAGCAUGCUGGAUAGAGACAUGUCUGGCACCAUGGGCUUUAACGAGUUCAAGGACCUGUGGCAGGCUCUGAAUGGCUGGAAGGCAACGUUUGCAUCCUUUGAUCGGGACCAAAGUGGGACGGUGGAGGGUCCCGAGCUGCAGCAGGCCAUUACAACGAUGGGUUACCAUCUGAGCCCUCAGGCGAUGAAUAGCAUCAUGAAGCGCUACAGCAUUAAUGGCAGAAUCCCCUUUGAUGAGUUUGUGAGUUGUUGCGUGAGACUUCGUGCCCUGACUGAUCAUUUCCGAAGGAGGGACACAAGCCACAGUGGAAAUGCCUCAUUUCAUUAUGAUGAUUUUAUCCAGGUCACCAUGAGUGUAUGAAAGGAACAAAACCAACCAGUGGGACCACACCAACCUUUUACUUUUUUCUUCAUUAACAGCCUGUAAUGUUUUUACUUUUACUCAUUGUUGUACAAACCAGGUCCAAAUGUCACAUUCCAGUUUAUCAGGACCUGUUUUUAAUUUUUAAGGUAAUUAAUUAUUAUAACAGACUAAUAAGAACAUACUCACAUCAAAAUAUAGCACUGACAAACACAGCCUGUAUACUGGAAAAUGCUAUCACUCCAGCAUCUCAUCACAAGAGUUAUUAUUUUGUAGUAUUCUCCAGCUUAUAAUAGUCCACGUUUAUUAUAUUAAUAAAACAUAAUAGAAUUUA
Melanotaenia boesemani (Boeseman's rainbowfish) is the source of this 1129-nucleotide messenger RNA. RefSeq names its product sorcin (gene sri). Bases 241 to 795 code for a protein of 184 amino acids. NCBI's taxonomy places the organism in Eukaryota, Metazoa, Chordata, Actinopteri, Atheriniformes, Melanotaeniidae. The transcript is spliced from 8 exons. The record is from RefSeq and is a predicted model, not a curated record. Gene Ontology annotation, molecular function: calcium ion binding.